GAUCAGAGGAGAGGAGGAGUGUGAGAGGAUAUCAGAGGAGAACGGAUGGGCUCGACGUCCUGACAGAUCAUGGAGCAGAUCCUCUUUGUGGUUUUCCUGUUGCAGGUUCCGGCUUCGUUUCCCGAUAAUUUUUUGGUUCAUGACCCACGUCAGGCAGUGCUGACAUCUCCCGGGGAAGACAUCACUCUGCGAUGUUGGUUAGAACCAGGAGUGGCUGCGGAUGGUAUGUAUGUGCAAUGGAUUAAAUAUGAGACUGGGCAAUUGGUUCUUUUAUACACAUACGGAGUGGAUCGACCUGAUCUACAAGAUGAAGCCUACGGAGGAAGAACUGAGCUCAGUAGAGGAGCGCUGACUCGGGGAAUCAUCUCACUCAGACUGAGGAACGUGAGGUGCUCAGACCAAGGACGUUACACGUGUUCUGUGAGAGCAGAAACAAGUGAAGACGAAACAACAGUGGGUUUGAAAGUUGAAGCCCUCAAACAGCAGCCCCGGUUUCCUUGGCACGUUACCCCGACUCCAGGAAUAAACUGACCUGUAAAUCAAAAGGCUGGUAUCCCAAACCCCGUGUGGUUUGGAUUGACGGGAGCGGAGGAGAGGUGAAGGCAAACUCCGACACGUGCUCCCAGGCCUCGGACGGCUGUUGGGAGUGUGAAAGUAGCAUCGAUAUAACCAGCGAUUUCACAGACAGACUGACGUGUCUGACACAGAAUGCUGCGAAGAGAAAGGAGGCCAAGAUCCGGGUGUCAGCGGAGAUGUUCCACAGAGACCCAAACUGGCUCGUGGCUUUCUGGGUGACCUUCGCUCCUGUGCUCGGAGCUGCUGCUGUGUUGAUGUUCUUCUGCAGGAAACGAUGGAAACAGGUUCAAGUUUAUGAAAAUCUAAAACAGCAAUUUAAAAUUCUGGACCGAAAAUACCUGAGAAAGGCUCUCGAACUGAAGGAACGAUUCACUGAAUCAGAGUGGGCGGCUGUGGGCAGUUGUGCAGGCUGUUCGGAGCUUCUCUUCGGUUAUGCGAACGACAGGAUCCGCAGUUGUGAAGCUCCGGUCUCUCUGACUCUGGAUCCCGACACCGCCCAUCCCCGACCUCAUCCUAUCUGAGGACCUGACCAGCGUGAGGCACGGAGACACACGGCAGCAGCUCCCGGACGGUCCCAAGAGGUUUGAUACCUGUCCC
Molecule: messenger RNA, 1173 nt
Organism: Callorhinchus milii (elephant shark)
Lineage: Eukaryota; Metazoa; Chordata; Chondrichthyes; Chimaeriformes; Callorhinchidae
Product: myelin-oligodendrocyte glycoprotein-like
Exons: 12
Coding region: 753-1097 (114 amino acids)
Source: RefSeq, a predicted model, not a curated record